ACGGUUGCCAAGAAGUGAAGAAGAAUUCCAUAGGGGAGUGGCUCUUUCGUUUUCCCGUCGAGAAAUUCUGAUUCUCACUUUCUUCCGACUAUCAUUUCACUGAUUCACCACAAUUACAGCGCCAAUGGUCACUCUGGCUUCUGCUUAUUUAUCAUCAUCCCCUUCCAAUUUCUCUUCUCUCAACCUUCUUCGCCUCUCCAAACCCCCUUUCACCUUCUCAACUUCACUCUCCAAUCUCAAACCCUUAAAUCCCUCCCACAAAUCAGCUUCUAAUCAGAGGAGGACGACCCGAAAUGGGAUUUGUCGGGCGGAAUUAGGGAACGACGCGCCUUUCGCUAUUGCGAUCGGGGCUUGCAUUCUCAGUUCUCUUGUUCUUCCACCAGCUGGCGGUGGUUCCGAUGAUGAUAGCGAUGCCGUUAUGGAUUCCACCGAUGCUAGGCUCGCUGUCAUGGGCAUCAUUAGCUUUAUCCCCUACUUCAACUGGCUGAGUUGGGUUUUUGCGUGGCUUGAUUCUGGGAAAAGACGUUAUGCUGUGUAUGCUAUCGUGUAUUUGGCUCCUUAUCUAAGGUCAAAUUUAUCGUUGUCACCCGAUGAGAGUUGGCUUCCUAUUGUCAGUAUACUUAUCUGCAUAGCUCACAUUCAGGUUGAAGCAAGCAUUAAAAAUGGAGACAUUCAACCCUUCCAAAUAUUCGGUAAGGCGUCCAAUCAAAUUUCUCCGACGGAGAUAGGGAGAGGCCAUUUGAAGGGGUUCAAAGGACCAACCAAAAAGAGUGGCAAGAAAAGGGAUAUGAAGCUUCCAUCUGCUGAAGAACAAUUGAGAGAUGAGAUUAGAGGAUGGGGAGAUUAUAAAGAGACAUUAGAUCAUGAACAAUCCAAUGAAGAAUGGGAUGACGAACAGAGGAGAAAACGUUAGGACAUAGUUCUUUCUUGAAGUUGAAUUAUACAGAAUGAUAGUUCUAAACAUGUUUAUUACAUACAGAAUGAAGUCACUUGCAACCAUUUCCAUGGAGCUUACAUAUUCUUACAACUGCUGUAAUUGUUCUGCAAAACUUAGCCUUCUGUUCUUAUUCUCACUUAGUUUACUCUUCUUUUGCCAGAUAACAAGCUUGAUAUUGAAACUUCUGUAGCAAACAUCACAAGGAACUAUAAAUACAGGAUUGAGUAUGGUAGUUUAA
Cucurbita maxima (winter squash) is the source of this 1175-nucleotide messenger RNA. RefSeq lists its product as uncharacterized. The transcript is spliced from 6 exons. Bases 125 to 913 code for a protein of 262 amino acids. NCBI's taxonomy places the organism in Eukaryota, Viridiplantae, Streptophyta, Magnoliopsida, Cucurbitales, Cucurbitaceae. The record is from RefSeq and is a predicted model, not a curated record.